GAAGGGGCGGAGUCGGAGCUGCGCAUGUCUGCGAGCAGUCUCACUCACAAGCCAGGCAGGAGCCGCUCGUUCAUAGAGCCGAGAGAAGAAAAAUAAUAACGCCGUGGACGCCGCCGAGAAGGAAAGAGAAAUUAUACGAAUUAACGAUGAGGAAAUUGCUGCAAAGAUUAAGGCCGUCCACGUGAGGAUACGCCGCUUCGAGAGGAAAAGCAAAGGCGUGUAGUGAGAGAAAGAGAGAGCGAGCCAGCCAGCCAGCCGGCCGAAGCCUCUGCCACCCCUCCACUCAGCUCCGAGUGGAUGGUGCAGAUUUCUUUAGGGCUAAAAUAAAUGGGAGAAGUUGGGCCUCGACUCCCGGGGCAAGGGGCCGAGUGCUGUACUGUGAGGGAAAUAACGGCCCCUGCCAUCCUGACUGAGUACUCUCGAGCCACCGCCUUCCAGAUUAAACGUUUAUAAAAAAAAUUGCCCGCAAAGAUAGACGUUAAUAUAAACAAACACUGCGAUUUCUGCUGGGGACUAUCUCUUCGUCAUUUUUGUGGCUUUCUAUUCCCAGUAGGAUUGUGCGCAAAAAUAUCUUGGAACAAACAUGUCGGCAAAGGUGAGGCUGAAGAAGUUAGAACAGAUAUUAAUGGAGGGGCAUCAGAAGAAUGAAAAUUCACUCAGCGUCGAGACUCUCUUGGAUCUUUUAAUCUGUUUGUACAACGAAUGCAGCAGUUCCCCCCUAAGGAGAGAGAAAUAUGUGUCAGAAUUUCUGGAGUGGGUUAAACCAUUCACAACCACAGUGAAGGAAAUGAGACUCCACAGAGAUGACUUUGAAAUGCUAAAGGUCAUUGGACGAGGAGCCUUUGGAGAGGUGGCAGUUGUUAAAAUGAAAAAUACAGAGCGGGUUUAUGCAAUGAAGAUUCUUAACAAGUGGGAAAUGUUGAAGCGAGCUGAAACUGCUUGCUUUCGUGAAGAGAGGAAUGUUUUAGUCAAUGGUGACUGCCAGUGGAUCACUACCUUGCACUAUGCCUUUCAAGAUGAUAACUAUUUGUAUUUAGUCAUGGACUACUAUGUUGGUGGAGAUCUUCUCACGCUACUCAGCAAAUUUGAAGAUAGGCUUCCAGAAGAUAUGGCCAAAUUUUACUUGGCAGAAAUGGUUUUGGCAAUUCAUUCCAUUCAUCAACAUCACUAUGUUCACAGAGAUAUAAAGCCAGACAAUGUAUUACUUGACAUGAAUGGACAUAUACGUCUUGCUGACUUUGGCUCCUGCUUGAAAAUGAUGGAGGAUGGUACAGUACAGUCGUCGGUAGCAGUAGGCACACCAGAUUACAUCUCCCCAGAAAUUCUUCAGGCUAUGGAAGAUGGCAUGGGAAAGUAUGGGCCAGAAUGUGACUGGUGGUCUUUAGGUGUAUGCAUGUAUGAAAUGCUGUAUGGAGAGACGCCUUUCUAUGCUGAGUCUUUAGUAGAAACAUACGGGAAAAUUAUGAAUCAUGAAGAGCGUUUCCAGUUCCCAUCACAUAUUACAGAUGUAUCUGAAGAUGCAAAAGACCUUAUUCAAAGGCUUAUUUGCAGCAGGGAACGCCGCCUGGGACAGAAUGGGAUUGAAGACUUUAAAAAGCAUCCUUUCUUCAUGGGUAUUGACUGGGAGAAUAUCCGCAACACUGAAGCACCAUAUAUUCCUGAUGUUAGCAGUCCCUCGGAUACCUCUAACUUUGAUGUGGAUGAUGAUGUGCUGAAAAACCCGGAUGUUGUUCCACCAGCCUCCCACACUGGUUUCUCUGGACUGCAUUUGCCCUUUGUAGGAUUCACAUACACUACAGAAAGCUGUUUCUCUGACAGAAGCUCUUUGAAGAUGAUCAGGAAUGCAGAUGAUGCCUACCCUGAUUCUGAUUUGCAGAGAGACUUGGACAACAGCCUUCAGGUGGAGGCUUUCGAAAGGAGAAUUAAAAGACUUGAGCAAGAGAAACUGGAACUAAGUCGCAAAUUGCAAGAGUCUACGCAAGCUGUGCAGUCACUUCAUGUCUCAGGCCGAGGGUUAGGAACAUCAAACAGAGAAAAAGAAACAAAAAAAAUUAAAGAAGAAAUUGAGCGCCUAAAGAAGAAAUUAGCAGAUUCUGAUCGUCUGGAACAUCAACUGGAAGAAGCAGUAGCACUACAGCAAGAAUAUGAAAACUGUGUAAACAAACAAAAGGCUCUUGAAAAGCAAGUCAAAGCACUUAAGCAGGAAAAGGAAGAUUUUCAUAAGCAAUUAGUAGAGGCUUUGGAGAGGCUAAAAUCUCAGACCAAAGAACUAAAAGAUGCUCACCAGCAGCGUAAACUGGCUAUGAAAGAGUUCUCUGAGCUUAAUGAGCGCAUGGCUGAGCUGCUCUCCCAAAAGCAGAAACUGUCACGGCAGCUGCGAGACAAGGAAGAGGAGAUGGAGGUGGUCAUGCAAAAAAUUGACUCCAUGAGACAGGAUAUGCGAAAAACAGAAAAAGCCAGAAAAGAGCUGGAAGCCCAGCUUGAAGACGCCCUGGCUGAGGCUUCAAAAGAGCGAAAGUUAAGAGAGCACAGUGACAGUUAUUCCAAGCAGCUGGAAAGUGAGCUUGAAACUCUCAAGGUAAAGCAGGGUGGUCGAGUUGCUGGUGUCAGCUUGGAAGCACAGCAAGAACUCUCAAAGGUGAAAUCAGAGCUGGACAAGAAAAUCUUAUUCUAUGAAGAGGAGUUGGUGCGACGGGAGGCAUCCCAUUCAUCAGAGCUCAAAAAUUUGAAGAAAGAGGUUCAUGAUUCAGAGAGUCAACAGCUGACCUUUCAAAAGGAGAUACUGAUGCUCAAGGAUAAGCUUGAGAAAUCAAAACGUGAAAGGCAAAUUGAGAUGGAAGAAGCUGUUGGAUCUUUGAAAGAAAAAUAUGAACGUGAAAGAACUAUGCUAACAGAGGAAAAUAAGAAGUUAACAACUGAAAAUGACAAGCUUUGCUCAUUUGUUGAUAAGCUGACUGCCCAGAACCGGCAACUAGAAGAUGAAUUUCAAGACUUGGCAGCCAAGAAAGAAUCUGUUGCCCACUGGGAAGCUCAGAUAGCAGAAAUCAUCCAAUGGGUGAGUGAUGAAAAAGAUGCCAGGGGAUACUUACAAGCAUUAGCAUCAAAGAUGACAGAAGAACUUGAGUUGUUGAGAAACUCUAGCUUGGGAUCCAGGCCAUUGGACCCUCUUUGGAAGGUGCGGCGCAGCCAGAAGCUGGAUAUGUCAGCUCGCCUUGAGCUGCAGUCAGCCCUUGAAGCAGAAAUUCGUGCCAAACAACUUGUACAGGAGGAGCUGAGAAAAAGCAAGGCUUCAAACAUAUCUUUUGAAAGUAAACUGAAAGAAUCAGAAGUGAAGAAUAGGGAAUUAAUGGAGCAAAUUGAGGUAAUGAAGAAAGAGUUGGAAGACAACCGAUCACGUGCUGAAAAAGGUUUGAAACUUCCUGACUUUCAGGAAUCAAUUUUCGAAUACUUCAACACUUCUCCACUUCCGCAUGACUUAACAUUUAGGGAUUCAGUCUCCUCCUCAUCUGCAUCCUCUCUGCUAGCAUUUUGGGAUGAAACCAGUUCAAUUAGUGAACUAGACACUUCUUUACAGAAGCCUGAAGUCUCUUCCUCCCAUCCUGUAGUAACAGAGCCAGAGGAACCAUCAAAAGCACCAGACGUCAACCCAGUUACUACUGCCGCUGUUGGUUUUUCUUCAUCCUUAAAUGUCCCAAAGCCAAAAGCUCAUCGUUUGAGUAUUAAGACCUUCUUGAGUCCUACUCAGUGUACUCACUGCACCUCCCUGAUGGUGGGUUUGAUACGUCAAGGCUAUGCAUGUGAGGUUUGUUCCUUCAUAUGUCACACUUCCUGUAAGGACAACGCACCAGUUAUUUGUCCAAUACCACCAGAGCAGGCCAAAAGACCAUUGGGCAUUGAUGUCCAAAGAGGCAUAGGAACAGCAUACAAAGGAUUUGUCAGGAUCCCCAAACCAACAGGAGUGAGAAAAGGGUGGCAGCGUGCUUUUGCAGUUGUUUGUGAUUGUAAACUUUUUUUAUAUGAUGUACCUGAGGGAAAAUCUACACAACCUGGUGUUGUAGCCAGUUUAGUCUUAGAUCUUAGAGAUGAAGAUUUUUCUGUAAGCUCUGUAUUGGCAUCUGAUGUGAUUCAUGCAACAAGAAAAGAUGUACCCUGCAUUUUUAAGGUAACUUCUUCUCUUUUGAGUUCUCCUUCAAAGACCUAUUCACUGCUAAUCUUGGCUGAAAGUGAAGUAGAAAAGAGGAAGUGGGUUGGAAUCCUGGAGGGGCUGCAAAAUAUCUUGAACAAGAACAAACUGAAAAACAGAGUGGUGCAUGUCCCACAGGAAGCCUAUGAUAAUACACUGCCUGCAAUUAAAACAACAUUAUCUGCUGCUAUUGUAGACCGGGAGCGCAUUGCCCUUGGCACAGAGGAAGGUCUAUAUGUUGUAGAAGUUACAAGAGAUGUAAUAGUACGAGCUGCUGACUGUAAGAGAGUGCACCAGAUUGAGCUCAUUCCCAAAGAAAAAAUAAUCAUCCUCAUAUGUGGCCGUAACCGUCAUGUGCACUUAUACCCAUGGUCUACACUGGAUGGGCCUGAAACAAAUUAUGAUGUCAAACUUCCUGACACCAAGGGAUGUCAGACUCUUACCACAGGUUCCCUCAGGCAAGGUGGACCUACUUGUGUGUUAGUAGCAGUAAAGAGGCAAGUGUUGUGCUAUGAGAUUACCAGAAGUAAACCUCACCACAAGAAAAUAAUGGAGUUGAAUGCACCUGGAACAAUUCAGUGGAUGGCCCUGUUCAGGGAUCAGCUUUGUGUUGGCUAUCCUUCUGGAUUCUCAUUGCUUAGUCUCCAGGGAGAAGGUUCUAUCACAAACUUGGUCAAUCCAACUGACAGCUCCUUAGCCUUCCUUAGCCAGCAGACAUUGGAUGCUCUUUGUGCUGUAGAUGUUAGUACCAAUGAAUACCUUCUCUGCUUUAGCCAUCUUGGCAUCUAUGUGGAUUCUCAAGGUCGAAGGACACGAAUGCAGGAGCUUAUGUGGCCAGCAACUCCGAUCGCGUGUAGUUACAGUUCAUCCUACCUUACUGUCUACAGUGAUUAUGGUGUUGAUGUCUUUGAUGUCACUUCAAUGGAGUGGGUUCAAACUAUUGCUUUAAGGAAAAUCAGGCCAUUAAAUGUUGAAGGCACACUAAACAUCCUCAGCUGGGAGCAGCCAAGACUGUUAUACUUCAGUAACAACUACACUGAAACUGCUGAACUGGCCAUUCCAGAAACCUGCGACAACAGUAAGAAGCAAAUGGUACGCACUCGAAGCAAAAGAAAGUUUGUAUUUAAGGCACCACUGGAGGAAAAGAUGCAGCAAAGAUGGGAGAUGCUAAAGGACCCAGAAAUGAGGUCUAGGAUGAUCUCCAAUCCAACAAACUUCAACCAUGUGGCUCAUAUGGGACCAGGUGAUGGAAUGCAAGUUCUUAUGGAUCUACCUUUGCAGAAUGAAUUUCCUUCCCCCUCAUCCUCUCGACACCAUGCUUUGAUAUCUCCUCCAACCAACUUUGAGCACGUCUAUCACAUGAGCCCUAUUUCUGCAGAAAUCUAUCUCCAGAAAGACCAUUCCUCACUGCAAGGCCUCUCACCGCUCUCUUCCUCCUCCUCUCCCUCCACCACUUCCUUAGCAAGGAGUGUUUUGCCUACAACUCAAGAUGAUCAGUCCAGAGAUAGACCAAGACCCAUGUCAUCUGCUAGUAUCACUCGACAGCAUCAACAGAGGAGUAAAAGUUACAUCACACGAACAGCAUCGGGGGGUACAGAUUUUAGCAGCUCAGCAUCAUCACGCAACAUCUCAGAUCCUGACCAAGAUUUUGAAAAAGAGCCGGACUCUGACUCCACCAAACAUUCAACUCCUUCAAACAGCUCAAAUCCCAGCAGCCCUCCGAGUCCCAAUUCCCCACACCGCAGCCAGCUUACCCUCGACGGCCUGGACCAUUCCACGUUUGAUGUUUGAAACAACCAGUUUGUUCCAGAAAGGAUUUUUUUAAAACUCUUUCUUACUUUGCUUCAGGAUGGGAAACAUCAGGACUUGAGGAUCUUGAAGAAAUGUUGCUACAAGAAAGUGCCAAGUACAGCUUGUAUUUAGUUUUUAGUUUUUUUUUUUCUUUUUGAUCAGUGUUGCACAGAAAAGAAUUGUGAUCAUUUAAUUUCUUCUCACAUCUGUUUACUCCAAAUCAGAAUGACUUUUAUUUUUUUAAAUAGAUUUCAUGAUUUCUUUUUCAAGCAUAAUUAAUGAGCGAAUUUCCUAAUGGGUUUCAUCUGUAAAUGACCUUGCUAAUCGUGUCCAUGGUAUAAGAACAGGAUUGGUGUUCUCAAGGUCUUUGCAAGCUACUGUGUGUGGGAUAUGAACUUAGCACAGAAAAGCAAACCUCAGCUUAGAAUUUCACCAGAGGCUGCUGGCCCGGUGUCAGGCAUUCAGAAGUUAUUUCUUCUGCUGUUCAGAAAGCUGCAAGUUUCCCCCAUAUGUUUGUAUGCCCGCUUUGUAGCUCUUUAUAUCUUUCAAUAUGUAUUACAAAGGCCCAGACCAGAGGGGUCGUGCAAUGAAUCUCUGCAGCAUGUUGUUAUGCUGACUGUAAGAAAUUCAGCACAGUGGAUGAUCCAUAGCAAAGAAUUUAUCCCAGAAAGGACAAAUGGAGCCCCAUGGUUCAGCUCUGCUGGAUAGUUUUGUUCAGCAGUUUCUACUUACAUGUUCCAGAAGAGUCCUAUUUUUCCUUUUAAAAUUUUAAGAAAUAAUCCUAGCAUCACAUAUUAUGAAAAUUAUCGAUUGCUCUGACUAACUUCUCUUCAUUGUGGAUAAGGAUCAAUGGACUGCUGAAUCAGUCAGGAACUGCAGCUGCAGUCCACUUUUAGCCUACAUUAGAGACAUUUAUCUCUUCCUGUUCUUUUGCACUGUCGGGGUCAAAAAUGAAAAUGCCAAUAUCUGACUCUUCAGGGUUUAUGCAGUGCCAGUAGUCACUACUGUGAAUGUCUGUGUCAGUUAGCUUUGUGCAGUGCUUUAUCAGUAAUGUACAGCACGUAGAGAGAGGCUGCAGAAUAUGUAAGACUCAGCUUUUCCUGAGACACAUGCGAGCUCCUUGCAAUAGCUGUAAAAUUGCUUUGAAAUGGUUACUUAAGGAAACUCUCACUGCGUAAUGCAUAGGAUCAAUUGAAAUAUCCAUGAACUGCGCGCUCUGCGGUGUACUUAUGUCACAUCUUGAUGUGCGUGACAGCCAGCCCAUUUCACGUAUGACAUGUUGUUUGCUUUGUGAAAAAUUGCAAAAACAAAAAGCCCCCAUGGUGCGCACGCAGCUGCUCACUACUAACCAACUGUUUUGUUGCCAUUUUAUCCCUGCCACCUUCUUUUCCCGAAUUUUAUCCAAAUGUUUGUGAACACCCUUCAUUUAAAAGCUUCUAUUUGACAGCCGUCAAUGGCCUAUAUCCAGUGCGUCACACAAGUGUGCCUUCUGUGACAUUACAGUAACAUCCGUGAUAUCUGGAGCACCAGGUUUGUUUUUUUUGUUGCCCGCCUGCUGGUGCCUCAUACAGAAAUUUUCAAUGAACCCGGUCUUUUGUUUUUUUUGGUAUUAUGUUUCUCCUUUUUUUUUGGUCCCCAAACCCAUCCUCAACCCUCCCUUUAGUAUUUUUCUUUGUGAAGUCGCUCAGUAUUUAAGUCAAACCUCAACUGCUUUCCAGAUUCCUUCCCUUUUUUUAAUUGCAAGUCUUUAUAAUUAAUUAAAUUUAAAAAGCAGAAAAGGUAAUAAAGAAAAAGGGGAUUUUUUUUUUUCUUUUCGUAAACUUAAUUUCUAUUUUUUUGCAACUGUGGCAAAAUGGAAGAUAUUUUAAGUUAUUAAAGAAGCCAAGUCUUGUG
Erpetoichthys calabaricus (reedfish) is the source of this 7867-nucleotide messenger RNA. It is a transcript of the gene cdc42bpb, whose product is annotated as CDC42 binding protein kinase beta (DMPK-like). The record is from RefSeq and is a predicted model, not a curated record. NCBI's taxonomy places the organism in Eukaryota, Metazoa, Chordata, Cladistia, Polypteriformes, Polypteridae. Gene Ontology annotation, biological process: actomyosin structure organization; peptidyl-threonine phosphorylation. Gene Ontology annotation, cellular component: cytoskeleton; cytoplasm. Gene Ontology annotation, molecular function: ATP binding; protein serine/threonine kinase activity.